AUGGCUUCGAUGCGCCCAGUGAUUGAGGGACGAUGGAUUUGUUGUUACGAUGUCACCACCGUCUCUAAUUUUUGCGCGGGCACCGUGCUUCAGGACGUCGACAGCCAAUCACGGCCCGUCGCAACAGGACAGCCCCAUUCUGGAGUGUUGAGACGGAGGGCGAAGGAGCAGAGGGGCAGAGGAACCAAACGGAAUGCGCAGCCGAGAGAAGGCGCAUGGAAGCAGAGCAGGGGACGUGGAACCCAACCAACAAGGAAGGUGCGGGCAGGCCAGUCAGUGGACGUCGCCGGCAGUGGCGUGCCAAUCAGAGCUUGCCAACGCUGCAGAGCUUGGCGACCUCGACGACGUCAGGAAUCGCAAAACGAAAAUGGCGGUCGGCCGAUGCGCGAGAUCAAACCCCGAUCCGGCCCGGGCGAGAGGGUCAAGAGGGGAGAGCGAGCCAGAGAGGAGCUAGAGAGGAGCCAGAGAGGAGCCAGAGAGGAGGCAGGAGAGGAGCCAGCGUAG
This is a messenger RNA of Gaeumannomyces tritici R3-111a-1, 504 nucleotides long. RefSeq lists its product as hypothetical. The record is from RefSeq and is a predicted model, not a curated record. The transcript is spliced from 2 exons. The coding region runs from base 1 to 504 and encodes 167 amino acids. Lineage: Eukaryota; Fungi; Ascomycota; Sordariomycetes; Magnaporthales; Magnaporthaceae.